This is a messenger RNA of Peromyscus maniculatus bairdii (prairie deer mouse), 1754 nucleotides long. Lineage: Eukaryota; Metazoa; Chordata; Mammalia; Rodentia; Cricetidae. The record is from RefSeq and is a predicted model, not a curated record.
ACAACCCUUCUCUUUUAGCAUCUCCAGUGUCAGGAUUAUGGGUUGAGCCACCAUACCCAUAUGUUUUGUUCAUUGUUUUUGUUUUUUGAGACAGGGUAUCUCUAUGUAGACAAGGCUGUCCUCAGAGAUCCUCCUGCCUCUGCCUCUAGAAUAGGGACUAAAGGCUUCUAGACCAACACCGAGCCCAUCCCUGUGGCUAAAGGAGGAGGUCUGUUGAGACCGGAGUCAUUUUAUAGAAUUCCAACCUGUCAGAGACCAAGGGAAUAUUCCCAGCAGACAUGGCUACCAACCUGCCACCAGACAGCCUCCCCUCAGAGCAGACACCAUCACCUACAUCCCAGGACAGGAAUUCAGAAAAAGAAGACUACAGCCCUGAGGUCUGGCACUUGAAGUUCAGAGCUUUCAGCCCCUCAGAGCAGUCGGACCCCAUCCAGGAUCUGAAGAGGAUCUCUGAGCUGUGCUAUCAGUGGCUGAGACCAGACCUGAAUAGCAAGGAGGAGAUCCUGGAUCAGCUGGUGUUGGAGCAGUUCAUGAUCUCCAUGCCUCCCGAACUGCAGGCCUUAGUGAAGGAGAGCGGAGUGAAGAGCUGCCAAGAGUUAGAGAAGAUGCUGAGGGAUGGUGGGAAACCUCAACAUUGGUCCAUAGUCCACUCCCAAGGACAACUAUAUCUCCUUCGGGAUCCAAGUGUUAAGAAGGUUGAAGCCGCAGAGGAUGAAUGGGAUGAUGUGGAAUUGUUCCAGGAACACCCCACAAAUGAGAGUGAGGAGCCUCUCAACAGAAGCCAGGCCAUCCAGUCUGUGGUGGCGCACACCUUUAAUUCCAGCACCUAGGAGGCAGAGGCUGGUGGAUCUCUGUCAGUUUGAGGCCAGCCUGGUCUACAGAGCGAGUUCAAGGACAGCGAGGACUCUUCACAGAGAAACCCUUUCUUAAAAAACAAAACAACAACAAAAAUAACAGAGGCCAGGCCAGAACCCGGCAGAGACUGAAGAGCCAAGCAGUAGCCAGGUGAGCCGGUGACAACUAUUUCUGGUGUGAACUGGGAGAAGCAACUAGAAGAUGGGAGUUUUGAGGGAUCUGGUAAGGGUUUGGGUUGAACAUACCAGCAACCGAUGGACAUCGUCUGAAGAAUGAAGACCCACCUACCUGUCUGCCUUAAAGCUUUUAGCAUUGAGUAUGGAGAACACCUCUAUGAUGACAUUUAGAACAGGUAUUAAUCUAUGAGUACAGAAGGAUGUCAUUAGACAUCACUACAUUGACAUGUGUUUUCUCAGUCCUUUUGGCUUCACUGCAUAUGUGUGACAUUAGUGUAGUUUGGUCUUCUUGCUGGACAGCUAGCAGAAGGAGCAGGGGCUGUCUCUCACUCUUUACAGGUGUUUGGGACCCUGUUCCUCAUACCUCAUCCCAUUGUCCAAAGGUAAUACAUGGGGAGGUGCCCAGUCUUACUACAACUUGAUAUGCCAUGCUUUGUCGUUAUCUAUACGAUGUCAGAUUGGAAAUGGGGAGUUGUGACAGCUACCUCUAGUGUCUUACCUGGGGUCUCACCUUGCUGUGGAUAUCACUCUGUUUAAAUAAAAUGCUGAUUGGCCAGUAGCCAGGCAGGAAGUAUAGGCCGGAGAAGCCAAGAAGAGAAUUCUGGUAACAGGAAGGCUGAGGCAGAGAGACAUUGCCAGCUGCCGCCAUGAGAAGAUGUUAAGAUACCGGUAAGCCACGAGCCAUGUGGCAACUUACAGAUAAAUGGAAAUGGGUUGACAUAA